AGGCUAUGGGUUCCCGUACAGAGAGAACUGCACUUUUGACGGUUUGCUAAACGGCUUCAGGCCAGAAAACUGCUCGAACCGGGCUUUCACUUGUUCCACUCGAAUCAGCUACGGUCGAGGUUUCGACAAUGCUACAAACGUCGCAUGCGUUUUGGAUCUCCCUAUCGACGUUGAAAAUUCUUCCUAUGACAGUCCACUCCGUGAGGUCGCAUGGAUUCCACCAUAUCACAAAACGUACCUGGUUUUCAAUAUCAGCGGCGAUCCGAAUCAAUGGGAUACCUCUGAUGGCACAACAAACCACUCAAUGGUGCUACGGGACCCAUACGAAAACGGCGAAUGGGUCACUUACAAAUUAGAGAAAAACACAACGCUCUCUGCUAAUAUAUGCCUCACUGCACUCACCGUAGACUAUUCUCAAGUCCACUUGAGUGCCCGAUGGAACUUGUCCCAGCCGUCCUUCGAAUGGAACUCCAUGAAAAGGACGUGGAAUUCGGCCAGUGUCCGAAAACAGAUUGGAGCCUGGCGAACACCCCUCGAUCGGCGAGAGAGGCAGGUCCUCGAGAUGCGGCGGCUCAGAGGCAAGCCUACGAGACAUUAAAACGAAGAACCGCUCUAUUGUGAAGACGCUGUUCAGGCGGUGGCAGCAGCACCUACCCAGUAUCCACCUGGAAACAUUUCGAUUUCUAUGUGCCCAG
This is a messenger RNA of Pseudomassariella vexata, 695 nucleotides long. RefSeq lists its product as uncharacterized. Bases 305 to 598 code for a protein of 97 amino acids. The record is from RefSeq and is a predicted model, not a curated record. The transcript has a single exon. Lineage: Eukaryota; Fungi; Ascomycota; Sordariomycetes; Amphisphaeriales; Pseudomassariaceae.